This is a messenger RNA of Coccomyxa subellipsoidea C-169, 2442 nucleotides long. RefSeq names its product RNI-like protein. The transcript is spliced from 16 exons. Lineage: Eukaryota; Viridiplantae; Chlorophyta; Trebouxiophyceae; Coccomyxaceae. Gene Ontology annotation, molecular function: protein binding. The record is from RefSeq and is a predicted model, not a curated record. Bases 1 to 2442 code for a protein of 813 amino acids.
AUGGCCGGGGGCGCGUUCCCCGUUACGGCACCAGCCCCAGCCCCGACCGUGUCGGCGCUCGCCCCCCUCGGCCCGCUUGGGCCGGCGGCGGCCGCGGCGGCGCAGAACACCUCGUUUGGCGAGACGCAGUUUACCGGGGUCGGGCCUAUCUACAAGAAGCAGGACUCGCUCGAGCCGUUCUAUGCAAACCUGUACGGUAUCCCGGUGCCGCAAGGCCAGUCAGACCCUGACAUCUUCAUCACCCUGGAGGUCCUGGGGGAAUCGACCGAUGUGGGCCUCUACUGCAACCCCGGCUGGGGGCAAUACGCCGAUGUUAAUGCCAACUACCCGCAACCCGGCUAUGCCAUCUGGCAGUCAGACCUGUCAAACGAUGUGGACACGGUGUUCAUCAGCAAGAAUGACCGCCUGUAUCGGCCCCCAUACGCGCGCGAGCCAAACACCACCGCAUACAACAACUACCAGCCCUACUUCAUCUGCUCGGUCAUAAACAUGGACCCCGCGCGCCAGGUGGCGUACAGGAUGGAGGCUGACCUCAUCAACAACUCGGGCGCCCUGUCUCCCCUCGAGCAGCGAGCCCUCUCCAACAUCUUCAACAGCUGCUGCGUGGGCUCCGCUGCAGUCUGCAGCGACUGGAAGGCUCGCAACGCGAAGGAGGGAGGCAAGCUGUUCACCGAUUGGUGCCGUUUCCCGGGGCAAAUUUGCACGGCCAAUGGAACUCUGCUAAGACUGGACAUGCGCGGCUAUAACCUUCAGUGCCCCUUCCCCGCCACUGACCUGGCGGUGUUUACUAGCUUGACCACCCUUAACCUCGGCCGCAACCCUAACAUGACGGGGACGGCGAUAGAUGUGUUCUCUGCUCUGGCGAACGCGAAGAGCCUGCGCCAUGUCAACCUGUACCGUAACAGCGGGCUCAGCGGACCGUUGACGCCGGCGCUGUCCGUAACGGGCGGAGGUCUGUGCCAGCUGGCAAAGCGGUCACUCAAUACUCUGACCAUUGAGGGCGUGGGUCUGACCGGGGGCGUUCCUGCCUGCCUGCUGAACAAUGGCAGCCGCCUUGUUGAGGUUCUGACAGCGUACAACAACCAGCUUACGGGUGUGAUUCCUGCGUCCAUCGGCAAUGCAAAGCAGCUGAGCAACUUUGACAUUACCAACAACGCAAUCUUUGGCACCAUCCCGGCCUCCCUUGGAAACAUCACCACCCUCAAAUACGCCAUUCUCAAGUUCAACAAGCUCACAGGCAGCAUUCCGAGCGCGCUGGCGACAAACACAAACCUGGAGACUUUGGAUGUGAAGGGCAACCGACUGAGCUUGCUCCCAGACGAGUGGAUAACCGGUUACCCCACUGUGGUCAACUCAUCAUUGGUCAACGUGCGCCUCUCCUUCAACAACUUCUCCGGCGGCUUCCCGGCGGCUCUUGCAGCUGCCCCCCAGCUCACCUUCCUUGUCAUCAACAACAACACCCUCAGCGGCCCGCUGCCGACCAAUGCCACAGUGGGCAGGGACUAUUUCCCGGCCCUGCGCGCGAUGAACAUUUCCCACAACGCAUUCUCCGGUUCGCUGCCCUCUGCCUUCAGCAGGAGCGGAGUCUUCACGCUCAAGCCGCUGCAGUUUGCGGACGGAGAGAUCCUGAUGCAUGUCUUCGACGUGAGCUACAACAACUUCAGCGGCCGUCUUCCCAGCUUCCUGGACUUCACAAACGUGCCCGAGUAUGCGCAGCGCGGGAUCUUCAUCGCGGGAAACAAUUUCACCUACUCCUGCAACGCGCAGCAGAGCUACAUAAACGACAUCUGCCUGCCGGGGGCGGCUCCCUCGCCGAGUCAGCUCCCCCCGCUCGGAACAACCACCCCUGGAUCGCGCACAGCUGUCGGUGGGCUGCCCAGAACUAAUGCCACCCUGCCCUCCAACAAUGGAAGCCUGCCCGGCCAGAUGGUCUACCCAGGUGGCACGUACCCCAAUGGACAGGUCAGCCUGCCAGGAGACCCGAGUGGCAGGACAUCUGCCAAUGCAGUCUCAGCCGGUCAGCCUGUUGACAUCCAGAGGGCGCCGCAGAAUGGCAGCAAGCAGGGAUUGAACGGCGGCCAGGUCGCUGGCAUUGUGAUUGGAGUUCUGCUUGCUUUGGCGCUCACGGCGGUCAUUGCAUUUCUGGUCGUCUGCCGGAGGAAGAGGGUAUCCGGCGCGCCAAACCAGGCGGGCGGCAAGAGCGGCGGGGGCCUGGGUGGCCUCAAAAUCGGCGGCGGCAACAAGUUCGAGCGUUUCAACGACGGCCUCGAAAUGAGCGAGAGCACUCGCCACAUGGAGGGCUUCGGCUCCGGCCAGCGCCACGACUGUGGAGCGGCGUUCCCUCCGCUGUACACGGCCGGCAAAGGGCAUUCCCUCACAUGCGCGCACCCGCCGCCGAGCCGAGGUGCCAUCCAGUCAGGGACGUGCCCGUUGGGGCGCUGA